Caenorhabditis briggsae is the source of this 522-nucleotide messenger RNA. The transcript has 4 exons. The coding region runs from base 1 to 522 and encodes 173 amino acids. The record is from RefSeq and is a predicted model, not a curated record. NCBI's taxonomy places the organism in Eukaryota, Metazoa, Nematoda, Chromadorea, Rhabditida, Rhabditidae.
AUGCCUCCUUCACUUCUCUCCUCCCGUACGCCCAAUUUCACAUUGUCUCAUGCUCCAGAACUUUGCAGAUCCUCCUUCUUCUCUUUCCUCUGGUUUUCAUUCCAUCUAAGAAGUUUGCUGACGACUCAACAUGGCUAUUCACUCAUUCAAAAUUCAGAUUGCCCUCCUCAUUGGACUGGAGCCGCAUGCGACUGGCCAAUUUGUGUCCAUGGAAGAGCAAAUCCAGCAACAAAACUUUGUAAUUGCUACAAUUAUUACUCCCCUCCGUUUUGUAUUUCAUGCUUGCCAGGAUAUUGGGGUGAAUCAUGUGACCGUCAACCUCUGAAAGGGGUCACCUCAGCCAGUGAUUUCCCAAUUCGAGUUCCUCCGUUUCUGGUGAAACCAAUUCUUUUCGCUAUCGCAAUUUUAAUCGUUCUGUUGAUUCUGUUUGUGAUUUACAGAAUCCGUAUCUACAUUCGCAGCAGGAAGCCACCACGUUACGAUGACAUCGCAAAGGAUCUUCCACCUCCAUACUCAUCGUAA